Messenger RNA from Pseudoliparis swirei, 1605 nucleotides. Its product is annotated as sia-alpha-2,3-Gal-beta-1,4-GlcNAc-R:alpha 2,8-sialyltransferase-like. The record is from RefSeq and is a predicted model, not a curated record. Gene Ontology annotation, molecular function: alpha-N-acetylneuraminate alpha-2,8-sialyltransferase activity. Gene Ontology annotation, biological process: oligosaccharide metabolic process; N-glycan processing. The transcript has 4 exons. Lineage: Eukaryota; Metazoa; Chordata; Actinopteri; Perciformes; Liparidae. Bases 1 to 1128 code for a protein of 375 amino acids.
AUGGUCCGCAUCGUCAAGGCCCUGGGUUUGGUUAUCCUGUGCGUCGCCGUGCUCAUCCUGUCGCUCAUCCGCUUCGUGUCGCUGAGAAGAGACAGCCUGUUCGCCUCCUCCUCCUCCAAAUACGACAUGGGAAGUCCGAGGAUCAUGUUCCACGCAGGAUUUCAGUCUCAAUUUGCCAUGAAUUUCUUGGACCCCUCCUUCAUCCCGUUAACCAACGCCCUGAACGAGGAGCUCCAAGGAAAACCGUCCAAAUGGAAGUUCAACAAGACGGCUUUCUAUCAGCAGAAGAAAGAUAUCUUCGCCUACAUCGACAUUCCCACCAACUUCUCCCUCACGAAGAACAGCGUGCGCGUCGGCCAGCUGAUGCACUUUGACUACUCCAGCCACAAGUACGUGUUCUCCAUCAGCAACAACCUGAAGUCGCUGCUGCCGGACAUCUCUCCCAUCCACAACAAGCACUACAGCAUCUGCGCCGUGGUGGGCAACAGCGGCAUCCUGACGGGGAGCCAGUGCGGCCCGGAGAUCGACCAGGCCGACUUUGUCUUCCGCUGCAACUUCGCCCCCACGGAGAUCUACUCCAAGGACGUGGGCAAGAAGACCAACCUCACCACCUUUAACCCCAGCAUCCUGGAGAGGUACUACAAUAACCUGCUGACCAUUCAAGACCGGAAUAAUUUCUUCCUCAACCUGAAGAAGCUGGAGAGAGCCAUCCUGUGGAUCCCCGCCUUCUUCCUCCAUACCUCGGCCACGGUAACCAGGACCCUGGUGGACUUCUUCGUGGAGCACAAGGGUCAGCUGAAGAUCCAACUGGCCUGGCCCGGAAACAUCAUGCACAACGUCAACAAGUAUUGGAAGACUAAAAACCUCUCCCCCAAACGGCUCAGCACGGGAAUCCUAAUGUACACGCUGGCGUCCGCCAUGUGCGAUGAGAUCCACCUCUACGGCUUCUGGCCCUUCGGCUGGGACCCCAACACGGGCAACGAUCUGCCCUACCACUACUACGACAAGAAAGGGACCAAAUUCACCACCAAGUGGCAGGAGACCCACAAGCUGCCCAGCGAGUUCAAGCUACUCUACAAGCUGCACCGGGAGGGCGUGAUCAAACUCAGCCUGACGCACUGCUCCUAGACACGGGGUGGUUUUUAAGAGGCGACGCCUGGAGAGACCCCCAGAUACAUCCGCUCCCCUCCAACCUCUGAUGUGACCCACGAUGCAUGUUAUAAGUGUUACGGCAAUUUACGGCACCCUCAUUCAACAAACACACACACACACACACACACACAUCACGCUUUAAUUUCACAUGAGGAUGUCACAGACUCAUCACAGCUCAUUUAUUUCGGUAUAUGGUCGUCUUCAGCGCUGCACAGUUAGGACUUUUUAUGCUGCUCUGUGGCUUCCAUUGCUCUCCUUUGCAUGGCUGCUGGCCAGAACUAUUGUAACUGGAGUUCAACACAAAGUCAAAGCUUCCAGUUCCGAUUGAUUGAUAACCUUUUACAACGGUACACUGAUUCUGUGCACUGAAAUCACUGCCUAAUCUCAGGGAAGGAGUUAGAUCAGUGUUUUUUUGUAAUCAGAUUCAAGGCCUCAAGAGAGGUGCAUUUCCUG